AUGGCUCCCCGCGCGAGCUCGCCGGCGCUCUCCGAAACCGAGUUCGACAUAUUCGAUGCCCUCGCUGGCGGCGAUGAUGUGCAGCAAGAGGCGGGUUUGGACGCAGAUCUGGGAAUAGAUCUGGAUGUUGGACACGGCGACGGAUCCGACGACGAAGCCUUCAUUGCCGCCAAACAGGCUGCUUCGAAUCGCAAAGCGUCCAAUGUAGGAAAGUCCGUAAAGAAGGGCGGAGGUUUCCAGGCCAUGGGCCUGAAUGCGGCGCUUCUCAAAGCCAUUACGCAGAAGGGAUUCAAGAUACCAACUCCCAUCCAGCGCAAGGCCGUUCCGCUCAUGCUGGACGGACAAGACGUCGUGGGUAUGGCUAGGACGGGUUCUGGAAAGACUGCUGCUUUCGUCAUACCCAUGAUUCAGAAGCUCAAGGCGCAUUCUGCCAAAGUAGGCGCUCGCGGAAUCAUCAUGUCCCCCUCCCGAGAACUCGCAUUACAGACGCUCAAGGUUGUCAAAGAGUUGGGACGCGGCACAGAUCUAAGGACUAUCCUGCUUGUUGGUGGGGACAGUCUCGAAGAACAAUUCAGCUCUAUGACCACUAACCCCGACAUCAUCAUUGCUACUCCUGGUCGCUUCCUACAUCUAAAGGUCGAGAUGGGUCUCGACCUGUCCUCCGUCAAGUACAUUGUAUUCGACGAAGCCGACCGUCUUUUCGAAAUGGGUUUCGCAGCGCAACUAUCUGAAAUCCUGCACGCUCUUCCGGCUUCUAGACAGACACUGCUCUUCAGUGCCACAUUGCCGAAAUCGCUCGUAGAGUUUGCAAGAGCUGGUCUACAAGAGCCAAAGCUUAUCCGUCUCGACGCUGAGAGCAAAAUUUCACCAGACCUCAAGAGUGCUUACUUCACAAUCAAGUCGGGCGAUCGAGACGGCGCGCUGCUGCAUCUCCUCGAUAACGUCAUCAAGGUUCCUGUAGGCGAGACCGACGCAGCAAAGAAGGCCAAAGAAGAUGCUGCAAAAGCUGCCAACAGCAAAAAGCGGAAGCGCAGCGACGGCUUCGUCAAAGAUGUCCCGGUCGCUGAGUCUACCAUCAUCUUCGCGGCAACGAAACACAGGGUUGAGUACCUGGCCAAUCUUCUUCGCGGUGCAGGAUAUGCCGUAUCUUAUGUGUACGGCAACCUUGAUCAAACAGCUCGCAAAGAGCAGAUUCAGGACUUCCGGAUGGGCCUGUCCCGUAUACUAGUCGUGACCGACGUUGCUGCCCGUGGUGUGGACAUGCCCCAUAUCAACCACGUCAUCAACUACGACUUCCCUUCCCAGCCCAAGAUCUUCGUACACAGAGUCGGACGAACAGCCCGAGCUGGACGGAAGGGAUGGGCCUACAGUUUAUGCAGACAUGUCGAUCUACCCUACUUGAUAGACUUGCAGCUUUUCCUCGGAAAAAGACUAUUGGUCGGAAGGUCGAGUGAGGAGCCGAACUACGCAGAAGACUUUGUUGUCGGAAGCCUGGCACCAUGGCAGUUGGAGUCUUCCGUUGAGCUUGUGAACAAACAGCUCACCGAUGAUGAGGACCUAGCGCUACUCCUAAGUGUGGCCGAAAAGGGUGAGCGCCAAUACCAACGGACACGCAACCAGGCAAGUGCACAAAGUGUAGCACGAGCUAAGGAGUUGGUGGCAUCUCCAAACUUUGCAGAGACGCAUAUGCUCUUCAGCGACGAUGCACACAAUACUCAAAAAGCGAAAGAAGAUAUGCUUGCGAGAAUCCAAUCAUUUCGACCCGCAGAGACUGUAUUUGAAAUCGGCAAGCGAGGUGUCCAGAGCGAGACAGCCGAGAUUAUGCGCAAGAGGCGUGAACAAGUUGGACGACAGAAAGCCAAGCAAGCGGCCAACAAACUGGCUACUGGAGACGAUUUCGACCCACUUCAGGCACCCUCAAGGGAAUCGAAUAGCAAUGAAGAAGGGUCAGAAGACGAAGUUGAAGUUGCUGAUGGAGUAUACGACUCAGACUCCGAUGAACUGGAGGUGUCCGUCUCACAACCAUCAUCCAAGAAGUCAAAACAAGACAGCUGGAAGAAUGAUGACUAUUUCAUGUCAUACCUUCCCAAGGAGAACAUGGCAGAGGAAAAGGCCUACGGAGUCAGUGGAGGAGACGCUGGUAACUCGAACUUCGUUACUGCAGCAAGGGCGGCGGAGAUGUCACUUGUCAACGAUGAAAUCCAAGGCUUCGCAGAUGCCGCCAAAUCCAAGAUGCGUUGGGACAAAAAGUCGAAGAAAUACGUGAACCGCACCAACGAUGAGGAUGGAUCUAAGGGUGCGAAGAUGAUUGUUGGAGAAAGUGGGCAGAAGAUCGCGGCCAGUUUCCGCAGUGGUCGCUUCGACGACUGGCGCAAGGCGAACAAGGUCAAGAUGCCUCGCGUGGGCGAAAUGGAAGCCCCCAACAGGUCUGCAUCAUCCUUCAAUAACGCCCCGCGCUACAAGCACAAGGCCGAGAAGGCUCCGAAGCAGGCUGAUCGGUACCGCGAUGAUUAUCACGUCCAGAAAAAGAGGGUGGCUGAAGCGAAAGAGAAGCGCGUCGGUGCAUGGAAGGAUGGUGGCGCCAAGAGCGAACUUCGAGAUGUGGAUGCUGUUCGCAAGAACCGCAAGGUCCAGGAAAAUCGCCGAGCAAAGAAUGCUCGUCCGUCCAAAAAGCGCAAGUUUUGA
Molecule: messenger RNA, 2685 nt
Organism: Alternaria burnsii
Lineage: Eukaryota; Fungi; Ascomycota; Dothideomycetes; Pleosporales; Pleosporaceae
Product: atp-dependent rna helicase dbp10
Exons: 3
Coding region: 1-2685 (894 amino acids)
Cellular component (GO): nucleus
Molecular function (GO): ATP binding; RNA binding; RNA helicase activity
Source: RefSeq, a predicted model, not a curated record